AUGUUUCUCUCCGACCCUUCAGGUCGUUUAUCGUCUUGGAGAGGGAAAAAUUGCUGCAACUGGAAGGGAGUUCAUUGCUCUAAUGACACUUCGCAUGUAAUAAAGGUCGAUCUGCGAAACCCAAAACCGGAAAAGUUUAUGCGUAAUCUUUAUUCAGAUGUCAUUUCAAUUUCAUCCGAGACACCCGCUGCACUUAAUGGUACAAUUUCUCCUGCCCUCUUGAAUCUUUUUCAUCUCAAAUAUCUUGACUUAAGCUACAACAAUUUCGACUACUCCAAAAUCCACAAUCACUUUACUAAAUUCAAAAGUCUUGUUUACCUUAAUCUGUCGAAUUCCAUGUUUUCAAGUCCCAUUAAGAAUCAGUUUGCGAAUCUAUCUACUUUGCAGUACCUCGAUAUCUCAUGCUCGUCUAUGAUGGAAGAUUUCUCAUCACUCUCUUUUAGCAUCUCAACGUUAAAACUAUCAUAUAAGUUUUUUACUUCUUAUUUGCCGACUAGUUAUGUUUCUUCAGAUGAUAUAAGUUGGUUAAGGGGGUUAACCAAUCUCAAGGUUCUAAACUUAACCGGUGUUGAUUUAUCGGUGGCUUCUUCAGAGCUCGGCACGAAAUGGGCGGAGCCUAUAUCAGUGCUCGGUAACCUUAGGGAGCUAUCACUUUCUGAUUGUAGCAUUUCUGGACCAUUUCCACUUAACGAAAUUCACAAUCUCUCACGUCUAUCGCAUUUCCGAAUGGAUUAUAAUCCUUUGAGCUCGCCAAUGCCAAUUCAGCUUGCUAAUUUCACAUCUCUGUCAGUCCUUGACUUGAACAAUUGUCAGUUGCAAGGUUCAAUGCCUUAUCUUCCACAACUCCAAUACUUGGAUGUGAGUGUUAACAAAGAUCUCAUUGUUAAUCUCGUUCACAUAUUCGAUCAACCAUGGCCUAAACUUCAAUUCCUUUCAAUUACUUUGACUAAUGUUGUUGGGACGAUCCCAAGUUCUGUUUCAAAUGCAUCAUCACUGGUCCAUCUUCUUGCAUCACAUUGUUCAAUUCGAGGAUCCUUCCCGGAUUCUAUUUCAAACCUUUCGCACUUAAAAUAUCUAGACCUCAGUAACAACUAUUUGAAUGGUCUCAUUCCUAAUUCAAUCUCCAAUCUAAGAAAUUUGCAAGUGUUAAAUUUGAAUGAAAACGAUUUACAUGGUCCCAUCCCAAAAUCAAUAUGUGAGGUUUCCUCACUCGCAACUCUUCUUGUAACAAGCAACAAUUUGAAUGGAUCAAUGCCAAGUUGCAUUUUCAAGCUUCGAAAACUGCAGGUGUUUGAUAUCACAGGCAACGAUUUAAAAGGAAAUCUCUCAUUUAGAUCAAUAUUCCUAGAGUUGAAACCUGUAUGGCUUUCUUUUGACAGGAACUUUCUAGAUGUAAAGAUAGAUAUCAAUUACUCGUUGACAUCUAAAUUUGAACAGCUGCAAUCCUUAGGCCUGCAGCGUUGCAAUUUGAAAGGGUCUAUCCCAACUUUCAUUUGCAAUAUGACUGAACUUUAUCGGUUGGAUUUGUCACGUAACAACCUCAGAGGCUCUAUCCCUUCUUGUAUCUUCAAACUCCCACAUCUGUCUUACUUAGAUCUCUCAAACAACAGCCUAGAAGGAACACUACCGCCUUCGAUAUAUCUUACUCAAGAAUACCCAUUUUCAGCACUACUAUUAUGGAGGAACAAACUCCGGGGAUCACUUCCUCUUCCACCUAAAAAUAUCGGGGUUUUUGAUUUGUCGGAUAAUGAAUUCACUGGUGGAAUCUCGGAUGAAGUAAGUGCAAGACUAGCAAAUGCUGAUCAUGUAUCACUAUCCGGUAACAAUCUUAGUGGUUCAAUUUCUUCUGCUAUUUGUUCACGAGGAAGUAGUCUAAGUGUUCUAGAUAUCUCUAAGAACAAAUUAUCUGGAAGAAUACCUACUACUCUGAAGUAUUGUGUUUCUCUUAUUUCUCUAAAUCUUGGAGCUAACAAUCUUACUGGAAACAUUCCAAAUGAGCUUGAAAGUGCAAAAAGUCUAAAGUUUCUUCAACUUUACGAGAAUAAUUUAAAUGGUAUGUUUCCUACCUUUAUCCAACAAUUUCAGUAUUUGGAAGUUAUCAGCUUGUGGGGUAACAGUCUUGAAGGUGGUAUACCCCAUUUCCUUGGUACAUUAAGUAAUCUAAGGAUUAUUUCCUUAAGCUCAAAUAUGUUUAAUGGAUCGAUCCCGGAAGAAAUUACAGAUUUGCAUAAACUACAAUUUCUAGACCUGUCAAAUAAUAAAUUGUCUGGUUCAGUUCCUGAGAAGAUAGGAAACUUGGAGAUGCUAACAAGUAAAUCAAAUACCAGUCUCGUGGUUGGUGACGUAAUCUCACUGGUAUAUUCAGGUGUGGAACUACAAAUACAGUGGAAAAAGGCGACAGAACAACUAGGGGUCGUGUACACUUACAAUACUGGAAUUGAUCUUUCCAGAAACUUCCUCGAGGGAACCAUUCCAAAAGAUAUCUGUCUACUGAAAGGACUUAAGAUGCUUAAUCUAUCACAUAACCAGCUUCAUGGUGUGAUUCCAACGAAUAUCGGGAAUAUGACAGGUUUAGAGUCAUUGGAUUUGAGUUUUAACAAAUUGUCUGGACAUAUUCCAUUAUCUCUUACCUCGAUCGACCCUCUCAGCACUCUGGACCUGUCUUACAAUAACUUGAGUGGAAUGAUCCCGAGAGGUGCGCACUUUGAUCUAGUGAGUUUAGAUGGUUCAGCUUAUGUUGGCAACUCUUUGUUAUGCGGUCACCCGACAAACAAGAUUUGUGAACAGUUUAAUCCUAGUAUCAGCCUGCCAAACAGUGAAGCGAAAGAAAAUGGCAAACUGGUGUUUUAUGCUGCUUUUGUUGUAGGUAUUGGAACUGGAAUUUGGGGCUUACUUUUAGUUUUGGUUUUGGUUUUCUUCCUAAGCAAAAAAAAGUGGUGGCUGGGGUAUUGGAGAUAUGUUGAUACCGUUGCAUUGAGAAUAACUGGAUACAUUUUGAAGAACUGA
Molecule: messenger RNA, 3006 nt
Organism: Papaver somniferum (opium poppy)
Lineage: Eukaryota; Viridiplantae; Streptophyta; Magnoliopsida; Ranunculales; Papaveraceae
Product: receptor-like protein EIX2
Exons: 1
Coding region: 1-3006 (1001 amino acids)
Molecular function (GO): protein binding
Source: RefSeq, a predicted model, not a curated record